ACUGACGCUGAAGUCACAUUUGACAUCGCACGAAAAUAAAAGAUGGCGAAAGUUUGUGAUUUUCCGAUUGAAAAAACCCCAGAAUUUUCCCCAAAAUACUGAAAUGAUUAAGUGAAAAUUGUGCUGGAAGUGUGGUGUGGUAAAUGUGUGUAAACUCAAUUGGUGUUUGGUGGAAAUUUGAAAUUGUGCUGUGGGAUUAGGACGAGGAGUUUGUGAGUGGUGAGGAAAAGUUUCGUGUGAAAAAGGGGGAGAGAAGUCAAACACAAACACUGAAGACUCCACCAAGCAAAUCAUGCUUUCAUACGUUCAAAUGAACGCGAGGAAAUUCUUAAUAUUAGCAUCAAAAAUAUGGACCUGUAUCUGCUACAUGUUCAAUCGUCAAGUGAGAGCGUUUGUUCAGUACCAGCCCGUCAAGUACGAGCCCUUUCCCCUGUCACCCGUCUCGCGGCACCGGCUGAGCAUGGUGCAACGGAAGACGCUGGUGCUGGACCUGGAUGAGACGCUCAUCCAUUCGCAUCAUGAUGCAGCACCCCGGAAUACCGUGAAACCGGGAACGCCGCACGAUUUCACCGUCAAAGUCACCAUCGAUCGUCAUCCGGUGCGCUUCUUCGUGCACAAGCGCCCCCACGUGGACUUCUUCCUGGACGUAGUGUCACAGUGGUAUGACAUCGUCGUCUUUACGGCCAGCAUGGAGAUCUACGGCACAGCCGUGGCCGACAAGCUGGAUAAUGGGCGCAACAUCCUCAACAGGCGCUACUACAGGCAACACUGCACGCCGGACUUUGGCUCCUACACCAAAGACCUUUCGGCCAUCUGCAACGACUUAAAUAGGAUAUUUAUAAUAGACAAUUCACCAGGCGCUUAUCGGUGCUUCCCUAACAAUGCAAUCCCUAUUAAAUCGUGGUUUUGUGACCCGAUGGACAUUGCAUUGUUGUCGCUUUUGCCGCUUCUGGAUGCCCUCAGAUUCACCAAUGACGUUCGAUCUGUGCUCUCGAGGAAUCUUCACCUCCAUCGUCUCUGGUGAUGAGAUUCCCGCCACUACUCCAUGGAACCAGUUGCCUCAUUUUUGCCCACUUGUCGUCCACAACAAAUCUUUGCUUCUACCCGUGAAAAGAAGGUAAAGUUCUACAAAAACUACUUCUCCAAAAACUUUUCGUAUUGCUUUUUUUCUUUUAUUUAAUGGUGCUGUGAUUCUUAAAAAAAAAGCAAAUAAUUAUCACCAUGAAAAAGAACAGAGACCAAGCACUUUUAAAAAGGAAAAAGAAUUAGCGAAAAAGAAUUUAGAAAUGUUUUCUAUUCUUUUAUGAAUGAAAAUUGAGGAAGUUUUUGUGUUUAUUUUUUUUAUAUUUUUGUUACUAUUCUGAUUUUUUGAUCCAGUGAAAGAGGAUUGUUUAAGAUGGAAAGCAAAACAGUAAAUUGCGUGAAAUUUGCUAAAGACAAUUUAUGCUUAAAAAAAACACAAAGUUAUUUUAAGAAAAAAAAACAGAAGAACUUCAUAAAAUCAUAAAAGAAUUUAAGGGAAAAGAAAACAUGUAAAUACAUUUUUAAAUUAAAUUUUAAGAAUACAAUUAAUAGCUGUAUUAAAUUAUGUAGAAAAGAAAAUCUUAUAGAUGAAAAAAAAAUUUGUGAAGAAAAAGUAUUCUGCAAAAAAUCAUUAAUGAAGAAGUUAUUAUUACUUUUUUAUCAAAAAAAAAUAUCAUCGUGAAAGAAAUUUCAAAAAUUUUGCAUACUGAAUUAAAAAAAAAAACUUCAACCGAACAUUGAAUAAAAAAAUAAAGUACAAGCUUUUCUUUUUCUUAGAAAAAAAGAAAAUUUCAAAAAUUUGCAUGAAAUUAUCUUCCUUUCUUUAAAAACUGAAAGAAAACCUCUACUUCCUUGUCUCUCAAAAGGAAUUUAUUCUGCAGUUAGUAAAUUAAUAUAUAAGAAGGGAUCACUUUCUUUUUGAGAAGUAAGCAGAAAAAUAUAUCAUCGUAAUUUAAUUUCUCCCAAUAAAUGCGCGAAAUAGAUGCUGUAAAUUUUGAAGAAUAUGAAACAAAAGGACAAAGACAAGAAAGAAGUAAUUUAAGGUUAAACUCUGUGUGUCAUGAAAUAGUUUACUAUACGAGAAAAGAUUAAAAAAAAAACUUUGACUAAUAGUCGGAUAGAUUUCAUGAACCUCUGUACAAAGGAUAAAUCAACACAAUUAGAUUUGUAAAAUCAUUAUAAGAAUCAUUUAAGGAAGAAAAAAAUGAAAGAAAUGUUGAACAAAUAAAUCAAGUUUCAACAAA
Molecule: messenger RNA, 2267 nt
Organism: Phlebotomus papatasi
Lineage: Eukaryota; Metazoa; Arthropoda; Insecta; Diptera; Psychodidae
Gene: Dd
Product: CTD nuclear envelope phosphatase 1 homolog
Exons: 3
Coding region: 293-1024 (243 amino acids)
Molecular function (GO): protein serine/threonine phosphatase activity
Source: RefSeq, a predicted model, not a curated record